CUUCGAUCCGGGGUGGCGCCGCCGUGGUGGUCGUCGCCGCCGGAGGGUGCCCCCCUGCCGCCGGGCCUUGCGGUGCGCCCAUGCUGCUGCUGCGGAAGCUGCCGGGCAUGCCGGGCUGGCCGCCGUCGUCGGCGCUGGGUCUGCGGCUGCCGCAGAAGUUCCUCUUCCUGCUCUUCCUCUCGGGCCUGCUCACGCUCUGCUUCGGGGCCCUCUUCUUGCUGCCCGACUCUUCCCGCUUCAAGCGCCUCUUCUUGCCCCGCCGAGGAGUCACCGGCGACCCCGACGUGCCCCGCAGCCCGCCGCCCACUCCGGGGGCCGACGCCGGCCGACGCCAUGCCGCCCCCAGCCCGCCCAACGCCGCCGCCGCCGCCCCGCUGCCGCCGCGUCGCCUCAGGGACCCCAAACUCCCACCCGUGGCGAUAGCAGCCGGCGCCACUUCCCCCAAACGGGACCGCCACAGUCCCCGCCAGCCGCCGCCGCCGCCGCCGCAGCAACAGGGGCCGCCCGGCGCGGGAACGGGCGCCGACACCGCGGCCCCCCAGAGGCAGACUCGAGCCCCGUUCCGCUUCGACUAUGAGGGGUUCCGUCACAACCUCCGACACCCGGUGCUGGGCAGGAGGAAAGGUGGGACCGAGGACCCCGAGAACCGAGCCCGACGGCUGAAGAUCAAGGAGAUGAUGAAGUUUGCUUGGGAUAACUACAAGCAAUAUGCCUUGGGGAAAAAUGAACUGAGACCGCUCACUAAGAAUGGACACAUUGGAAACAUGUUUGGAGGACUCCGGGGAGCAACAGUGGUGGAUGCCUUAGAUACUUUGUAUGUCAUGGAGCUGCAGGAAGAAUUCCAAGAAGCCAAAGAUUGGGUGGAGAAGAGCUUUGACUUGAAUGUGAAUGGUGAAGCUUCCUUGUUCGAAGUGAACAUCCGCUACGUCGGAGGGCUUCUGGCUGCUUUUUAUCUAACCGGCGAAGAGGUCUUCAAGAGCAAAGUCCUAGAGCUCGGAGAGAAGCUUCUGCCAGCCUUUAAUACUCCGACGGGUAUUCCACGGGGAGUCAUAAACCUGGGCAGUGGGAUGAGCUGGAGCUGGGGAUGGGCGUCUGCAGGAAGCAGCAUUUUAGCCGAAUUUGGCAGCCUCCACUUAGAAUUUCUGCACCUCACAGAGCUGUCUGGGAAUUCAGUAUAUACCGAAAAGGUGAUGAACAUCCGCAAAGUCCUGAACAGAAUUGAGAAACCGCAGGGACUUUAUCCUAACUUUCUCAGUCCGGUAACUGGGAACUGGGUGCAGCAUCACGUUUCCAUUGGUGGCCUUGGGGAUAGUUUCUAUGAAUACUUGGUCAAAUCCUGGGUGAUGUCAGGCAAGAGGGAUACCGAAGCCAAAAACAUGUAUGACAAGGCGCUGGAGGCCAUAGAAAAACACCUUGUGAAAAAAUCCGCCAGCGGUCUGACUUACAUUGCAGAGUGGCGAGGAGGCAUCUUGGACCACAAGAUGGGCCACCUGGCUUGCUUCUCUGGCGGCAUGAUAGCCCUCGGAGCGGAGCACGCCGCCGAAGAAGAGCAGAAGCAGCACUUUAUGGAUCUGGCUGGAGAAAUCACGCGCACCUGUCACGAGUCUUACGCCCGCUCAGAUACCAAGCUGGGCCCAGAAGCGUUUCGCUUUGAUUCUGGCACCGAAGCGGUAGCCACCCGACUCAGUGAUCGUUAUUACAUUCUGCGCCCCGAGGUGGUCGAAAGCUACCUGUACAUGUGGAGGUUGACGCACGACCCCAAGUACCGACAGUGGGGCUGGGAAGCUGUACAGGCACUCGAGAAAUACUGCCGGGUGGAAGGGGGUUACUCCGGGAUCCGGGACGUUUAUACCACCAACCCAAGUCACGACAACAUGCAGCAGAGUUUUUUCCUGGCAGAGACAUUAAAGUACCUCUAUCUUCUGUUCUGUGAAGAUGACGUGCUGUCUCUCGAGGACUGGGUGUUCAACACCGAAGCGCACCCUUUGCCGGUGAACCACACGGACUCUUUCCUAAAGACGACCCUGCAAUAGGGGUGCCCACGCCCUCCCAGUUUCCGCUGUGGGGUGUGGAGGGUUCCUUGCUUUCUCUCUCUCUCUCUCUCUCUCUCUCUCUCCUUUCCAAUAAAGGAAUGUGUAUGUUCCCAGAAAGGAAUUUUGGGGGCAUUCGUCCAAUUCCGGACAGUAUUAUAUCGGGGAGUAUAAAAACUGUGAAAUAAGCACCUUCGUGGGUUUUUUUCCUCCAUGAGGAAACUUUACAAGCCUGGUAAUGAGAUGUUGAUUAUGGGCCAUAAUACACACAAAAUCAUGGACAUUCCUUUCUACGGAGAAUUUCUAUGGAACCCAUUGACUUAGUUUUCAGGUGGCCAAAGGAUCAGGAGUUUGCCAUAAAACUGACGUGGGUUUGUGCCACUUCUUGUCUCUCGCCUCCCAUCCUGCCUUCUCCUUUUUAUAUGCAGUUGAUUUUUAUCACCUUUCUAAUUUCCACUUUUUUCAAAAUAACAUGCAUCCUAAAUGGUCUCGAUGCCAUAACUGAUCAGAAAAUGUCUGCAAAAUUCUGAAUUCCAACAUUGUUUACCUCUCUCUCCCUCUCUCUCUCGUUUUCCCCCUAUGCUCUUAAAAUGUUUACUGAAUGUCGCAUCACGUGAAUUUUUACUUUAUUUUAUUUUUCGCUUUCUAAUGUUCAGAGUUUUCCUGCUUUUUUCCCCCUUUUGUUUUUGUUUCCUUUGCUUUUGUUUUCCUUUUCCUUUGGAGCUAAAUAUUACAAGGCACUUGUAAUGGUUUCAUUUCUGUGACACUCAGAGAUGUGAAAAUAGAAUAAAAAUUCCUGUCAGAUCAGAA
This is a messenger RNA of Elgaria multicarinata webbii, 2840 nucleotides long. It is a transcript of the gene MAN1C1, whose product is annotated as mannosidase alpha class 1C member 1. NCBI's taxonomy places the organism in Eukaryota, Metazoa, Chordata, Lepidosauria, Squamata, Anguidae. The coding region runs from base 81 to 2033 and encodes 650 amino acids. Gene Ontology annotation, cellular component: Golgi membrane; endoplasmic reticulum; extracellular exosome. Gene Ontology annotation, molecular function: mannosyl-oligosaccharide 1,2-alpha-mannosidase activity; calcium ion binding. Gene Ontology annotation, biological process: mannose trimming involved in glycoprotein ERAD pathway; carbohydrate metabolic process. The transcript has 12 exons. The record is from RefSeq and is a predicted model, not a curated record.